Molecule: messenger RNA, 1901 nt
Organism: Cynoglossus semilaevis (tongue sole)
Lineage: Eukaryota; Metazoa; Chordata; Actinopteri; Pleuronectiformes; Cynoglossidae
Gene: ube2m
Product: ubiquitin conjugating enzyme E2 M
Exons: 6
Coding region: 19-705 (228 amino acids)
Source: RefSeq, a predicted model, not a curated record
UCACAUACACACACAUACAUGCACAUACACUCAAUCUCUCUCUCUCUCCCACUCCCCUCCCGCUGUUGUUUGGACUCUGGACCAGCGGAACCACAUUUUAACCCACGGACACAAACAGAACCUACAGCCGAGUCUGAAGCAGCGAAGAUGAUUAAACUGUUUUCACUGAAGCAGCAGAAAAAAGACGCGGAGUCCGCGGGAGGAAACCAAGCCGGAGCCGGAGGAAAGAAGGCCAGUGCGGCCCAGCUGCGAAUUCAGAAAGACAUCAAUGAGUUGAACUUGCCCAAGACAUGUGAGAUCAAUUUUCCAGAUGAUGAUGACCUCUUGAACUUCAGACUCAUCAUUUCGCCUGAUGAGGGUUUUUACAAAGGAGGAAAAUUUCUUUUCAGCUUUAAGGUAGGACAGGGGUACCCUCAUGAGCCUCCUAAGGUAAAAUGCGAGACAAUGGUUUAUCAUCCUAACAUCGACCUGGAGGGAAACGUCUGCCUAAACAUCCUAAGAGAAGACUGGAAACCAGUGUUAACAGUGAACUCCAUCAUCUAUGGACUACAGUACCUGUUUUUAGAGCCAAACCCUGAGGACCCGCUGAACAAAGAAGCUGCUGAGGUCCUGCAGACCAACCGUCGCCUCUUUGAGCAGAAUGUGCAUCGCUCCCUGCGAGGCGGAUACGUGGGUGCCACCUACUUUGAGAGGUGUCUGAAAUAAACGCCCUGCUCUGACCCCUCCCCUGCACGCAUCAUCUCCUGCUGCUGCUACUCCUAACGAGGUGGGGGCAGCGGCGGCAGCUGAACGCAGCACGCCACAGCAGGACACUAAAACACGCCCCUUUCCCCUCCCCCUCAUUUCUUGUUUGAUUUGAAGCGUUUACACACCAGACUGGACUUCUAAGAUGGCCGACAGAGGGCGGCCUCAUAUAACCAUGGUGGUCAUGAUGAUGGGGUGGGUGGAGCUGAGGGGGGGUCAGUGUUUGGCUGAAUGACGCCAGCCUCUGAUGAUGAUGAUGAUGUUUUUCUUUCUUUUUUUUUUUUUUUUUUCUUAUUUUAUUUUAGUGACGGCCAGUGGGGCCAGUGUCCCAUGGGGUCAGAAGGUUGUGAACUCUUCCAGGUUUGAUGCAGGGGGAUUGAUAAAAUAUGAGAAGUCAUAGUUGAUUAAAAAAAAAAACUCUAAGAGUCAAGGGGGUGGGGUUAAAAGUGGAAUGGCUACAGCCGGUGUCUUCUGCUGCAGCCUACAGGAAGCUAAACAGAACAGUGUGGUCUAUCGAAGACACGGAAACAUUGGUUGUGACAUUGGUUGUUGGGUGAAAGAGGAAUUUAGGAGGGGGUCCUGGGCAAUGCAGACAUGUAACCUAUGUUGAGGUGAAAAUGUUUUUGACCUGACCUGGUUGUCUUGCGCACGCUGAAUCGAAACAUUCUGAAAGUGGUGGGUAGGUCUGGUCAAAGAGGGCGGAGCCUAAAAGUCUGGACAGCAGUAAUUAGAUGCACGGGAUUGGCUACUUGUCACAGGCUGAUGCUGUCGUUGGGUUGGACUGUCACGAUGUUUUAACAGAGCAUGUCCUGGGAGGGAUUUAGGGGAGGGGUUGUUGGUUUAGGUUACUUGAGUGGGUGGGCAAAGUAAAAUGGGAGGGGCCUAAAUGUUAGGAAUCUGUUGUCUUUAUUAAGUUGAUCUGUUCACACUGACUGCAACCAUUUCUGUGAAAUAAAAUAUGAACUGAACCUUAAUGGUCCGGAUAAUACGAGCCUGAACUUAGCCAGUCAUGUGACCAUGUUUAGGUCAGACAAAUGUUUUGUCUCUGAUUUGUCCAGGUUUCUUUUUAUUUUUCUAGAGGCUCCUUCUUUACUACGGUCACACUUUUGUUGCAGUUCCAUGUUUGAUCCAAUAUAUUUUCCUAAGUUGGUAUUUGA